AUGAGGAUAUUCGGUAGUUCGGGAUCAAGAUCCCCGGUGGUCACCUUGAUGCGCUCUGAUGGAAAACUGACGCGCGGGUCCCGGGGCAGGGGGUGUCGGGGAGGUUUCAGUUCCAGGGACCCCCGGGAGGUUCGGGAGCCGCCCCCUGUCCCCGCAGGUGUCCGGGUGCCGCCCUGCCCGCAGGUGCCGCCGCCCCGGGGGCGGGCACGGCGUGUCCGAGCCGCCCGCUCCGCCCCGGCCCCUCCUCCGCCUCCGCCCGCACGGCCAGGGGAGAACGUCCCGCUGUCCUGCUGCUCCGUGUCCCGCUGUCCCGCUGCUCCCGUGUCCCGUGUCCCGGUGUCCCGUGUCCCGGCACGGAGGGUCAUCCCCUCAGUCGUGGUUUUCCUGGAGGAAACUCAUCUCAGGGGUGGACUGAGCCCCAUCCCUUCACUUUUUGCCUUUUAUUUGUCUUUUAUGGCACUGGAAUAUGGCAGGAAGGAGGGAAUUUCAAUUUCUGCAGUGUCUCAUCACUCAGGAAGAAUUCUUCUGCCUAAUCCUUCUGAUCCUGGGCCGCAGCCAGAAGGAACCUGGGCCAUCCUAUGGAAAACAGCGUUGGAAGUACACAGGCAGCAGAGGCCUGAGGGGUGGGGGUUUCCCUGAGCAGUGAUGCCCACGAUGGGGGCGUUGGGGCGCGCGCUGGCCCGAGCCGUUCUCCCGUUCCUCAUCCUCUCGGGAAGUUGGGUUUCAGCUGAGAACAUCAACUUCUACAACAUCAGGCCUCCACUAGACCCCACUCCAUUCCCAAACAGCUUCAAGUGCUUUACCUGUGACAACGCAGUGGACAACUACAACUGCAACCGAUGGGCUGAAGACAGGUGGUGUCCCGAAAGCACUCGCUACUGCCUGACCGCUCACCUCUUCACGGCGCGCGGGGAGAGCACCUCGGUCACCAAGAGAUGCGCCACGGGCGAGGAGUGUCACCUGGUGGGCUGCCACCGCCGCGGGGACAGCGGCCACACGGAGUGUGUUUCCUGCUGCGAAGGCAUGAUCUGCAACGUGGAGAUCCCCACCAACGCCACCAACGCGGUGUUCGCCGUGCUGCAGGCGCGCAGGACGGCCGCGGGCAGCCGCGCGCUGCCCAGCCUGGUGGCACUGGUGGCACCGGUGGCACUGGUGACAAUGGCACUGUCCUGACACGGCACCCCCAGACAGAGCUGCUGGGACAGUCCCCGGGCCAGGAACCUCCAGGAUCUCCAAGAAGUCGCUGAUGUUCCCUCAUCCCAGCAAAUUUAAGGAAAGGCGCAUCCUGAGCUCCUUGGGUGUUUUAGCGGGAAUCCUUCCCCGGCAGCAUGGAAAAUAAACCCCACAAAAACCCCCCACGGUGGGUGGGGCAGUGGGGUGGACUCAAGUUUUGAUCCCCUGUUUUCUGAGCAAAAUGCACAUUUUUGGGGGGGGUUUGAGGACAGAACUGUGGCAAUCACAAUCAAAAGGAGAUUUGGGUGGAUGAUGUGGAAAGGUGGGAACUGGAUUUAAAGCUUUUAUGUGUAUAAACAACUCAGAGUUUCUUACCAAGGUGUGUUUGAGCUUAUCUUGAUUUCACAGAGAACACCUCUGGUUUUCACAGAGAACAAAUACGAGGUUGGUUUUUUUUCUGCUCGAUCAGAGCUCUCAUUUCUCCUGGCAAUAACACAAAAUUAAUUCUUUUCUUUCUGUAAAAUGCCUCAUCCUCCUCUUGUUUUAACGCUGUAGGAAAUGUAGAAUUCCUAAAAAAAAUCCUGUUGGAGCACCCAGAGCAGAAUUCCUGAUCUUGCAAAGCAGAGGGAUUAUUUCCUUGCAAUUCCGCUCAGAAUAUCCCAAAAAUCCCCUCAGAAUAUCACAAAAUUUUGUUUUUGUGAUAUUGGGAUGUCAUGACUUUGAAAUCACAGCGACGGUCAAGCAGCUUCGUUAUCCUAAAAAUUCCAAGUGGACACUUGGAAUAAAUAAGGAGGGAGCUCUGCUGUGUUCUCUCUUGAUUUGCACAGGUUUUUCCCAGGAAUAUUAUUGUCCUGAUGGAUGUUUUUGGGAAGGAUGGAUCACUUAAACUGACUGAAGAAAGAGAUUUGGAGCUGUUUCCUGAAAAAAUUUGAGUAGCUACAAAUUUGGCUUCUUUUACUUCAAUAUUGCCUUAAUUAUUUGCUGGUUUGUGUCACUAAUUAUAUUCAUUUGUAAAAAAGAUUCUGAAACAUUUCCAGGCUUGUUGACAUUCCGAAAUUUCCUCCACAAUAUUCUUAGGAUGCAGAAAGGUGACUGAAUUCAGUCUGUGGCUUCUGGACGGGCGAUUGUGCAGCUACAAAAUUUGGAUGGAAAAGCUUUUUCCUUGCCGGAGGAAAACGGUCCUUGAUGUCUGAGUCAAGGUUUUCCAAGAUCUGGAUUCUCGUGGAUCCCUCAUUUCUCAAGAUCUGGAUUCUCUCUUUCCAUAUCUGGAUUCUGUGCCAUCCAACAGGGCUGGAAUUCUGCUCUGGAGCUGGGCUGGGAAAGCUGGGAAUGUUCACCUGGAGAAGGGAGGGAUCCAGGGAGAGCUUCCAGCACAUUCCAGGGCCUAGAGGGGCUUUAGAAGAGCUGGAGAGGGACUGGGGACAAGGCAUGGAGGGACAGAAGCCAGGGAAUGGCUCCCACUGGGAAAGGGGAGAAUUGAGUGGGAUAUUGGGAAGGAAUGCCUGGCUGGGAAGGUGGGGAGGGGCUUGGCCAGAAUUCCCAGAGCAGCUGUGGCUGCCCCUGGAUCCCUGGAGGUGCCCAAGGUCAGGCUGGAUGGAGCUUGGAACAAGCCUUGAGCAGGCUGCCCCAGAGCAGAGUGACAGAACAAAGCAGGGAUUCAUUCCAAGGAUCUCCUCCAUGGAUCCACC
Molecule: messenger RNA, 2861 nt
Organism: Vidua macroura (Pin-tailed whydah)
Lineage: Eukaryota; Metazoa; Chordata; Aves; Passeriformes; Viduidae
Gene: LYPD6B
Product: LY6/PLAUR domain containing 6B
Molecular function (GO): acetylcholine receptor regulator activity
Source: RefSeq, a predicted model, not a curated record